UUUACUUGCUGGCUACUACUACUACUUGCACUCCACGCCCUCAUCCCAUCGACCCACCCAUCUCUCCUAUUCUCUCUUCAAAAAAAAAUCAGGAAAUUUAAUCGCGAGGAGGAGAGAGAAAAGAAAAAAAAAAGGAAAUUCGCAGGAGAAAUCCCUGGAAGCCUCUAGAGACCGCGCGAACAGGAGACCCCGAGGAGCAGAGCAGAGCAGAGCAGAGGCGGCGCCAGCUUUGGGAGCUCUCGGGUUUUGAUCCAGAGCGUUUGGAAUUGGGAAGGAUUGAUCAAGAACUGGGGAUCCUGAGUUGAAUAUGAUAUCAAAUCCGGUGAAUUGGUACAGUUUCGGUCCCGGAUAGAAUUUGUAGUGAUGCCAGAUUGGAGGGUGGGCGAGUUUGAAGGUAAGCUCAAGGAUGGAUUUGCUCGGAGCAAUAAUAGCGAACAUGAAAAUGGAGCCGGGACUGUGAGUAUAUCCAGCAAGAAGUCGAAGCAUCGGGUUGACAGUGAAAAAAAACCCCAUGUUGACAUCUCUGGAGUGAUUGAUUCAGAUUCGCAGAAAUGUAAUUCAGAGCAAAUCCAUUCAGCUAAUGGGAUAGUAUCCCGGGAUGUCAACCAUGAUCACAUAGAAAACUGCAAAGUUGAAUCAAAUGAUUUUCCCUUGAAUACUAUCUCUGAAACAAGAUAUCCAACAGACAAUUGGAACAGUUCUCAGUUUGCUCUGAGCAAUGAUGGUUCACCUGUUCUCAAUAAUCAGAGUACUCCACAAACUGGUCAUGGCUAUGGAGAUAAUGAUCUAACCUACAUUGAUUGGCCUGCUAUUGAUAAUUUUGAGGACGUCGACAACUUAUUCAGGAGGUGUGAUUCCACGUACGGUCAGCAGCAACUUCCGAACACGGAUGAACUGUCAUGGAUUCCUUCUUCAGAUGCCAUGUACUCUUCUGAUGUUGCUAUGCAACCAGGGUUUGAAUCCUCGUAUUCUGAUUAUGGUAUCCUGGAUGACCUCUCCGCAUUCAAUUGUACGGAAGAUAAAUCCCUGACAACAGCUGAUCCUUCAAGUGCUGUAUGUGACGAGCAAUUCGAUGACUCUUAUCUGUUCAAUGAGCAAAAACCUGAAGAUGUUUAUGGCGAACAGGCUUACCAAAGGGAUGCGAUGGAAUUGUUGUCCAGCGACCAGAUAUGCACUGGGCAGGAAAACCUAGAUAUGAUUGGAAAUCGAUAUUCAUCGGAAAAUGCCAUGGAACAGCCUGAAGAUCAGAAGUUUUCUAUAGCUUCAGGUUCUCAACUAAGCUCUUCUCAGAAUUUAUUGAACCAAAAGAACCACUUGGAUUCAACUUCACCAAGUAACAUAACUUCUGAGUCCUAUCCAGAAAGAAAUUGCCAGAUCAUUCCAUCUGGGGCUUCCUUUGCAGAGAGAAACUUGAAGGUGCAGAAGAAAGUGGCCAGUUCGGCAUCAGGACAACUUAUCAGUGAUAAUGUGACUGGACAUCCUGGUCAUCAAACAUUGACAAGAAGGGCUUCAUAUCCUUGUGAGAAUCAUGAAAUUGGAAAGAGGUCCUUAGGAAAAAGAGGUUUGGGUCAUUCUGAUGUUGCAAUGGGCACCUCAAUGGUAGUUGAUGGGUCCUUCGUAUCGUCUAUUUCUUCUGAUAACUCAGUUGAAGAGAACAGCUUUCGGCAGCUUCAGGAUGCAGUUAGUCAGUUGGAUGUGAAAACAAAAAUGUGCAUUCGAGAUGGGUUAUACCGCCUGGCAAGAAGUGCGCAGAAUAGGCAAGUCUUCCCAAAUACAAUGAACAACAAUGGAGAUAGCCACAAUGUAAAGGACAUGCAAAAUGCAGAAACUUCGGGAAAGUUUGUUGAUCCUGGGAGCAUCGAGACACAGACAAAUCCAAUUGAUCGGUCCAUAGCUCUGUUGCUUUUCCAUCAGCCAUCAGAGCAUGUCACUGGAGCUGUUGAUGAAGCGGCUUCACUAAAGUCACAUAAUGAUAACCACCAGGCUGCUGCUAAAAACCAAAGAGUGAUGCAUGCUUCAUCUGUACAUUCACCAAGAGGGCAGGGAGACCCCAUGGAUGCAAAAUCUUGCAGAAACAACUGAAGUUAUCUCAUGAAGCUUCAACAACUGUGACUGUUAAUAUUGUACUUGUUGCUGCAAACCUUUCUCCGUUUUGAUCCGAUCAUGCAGUUAGCAGCUGUGUAGUGUGUACUACUACUCUAGUCGAUUAGUCAGGUACAGGCAAACUUGUAACACCAAUUUAACAAGUUAGAUUGGCUUUUGACCAUUAGCUUUGUAUCUUAAUUAUUGAGAAGGUCGUCUGUGCCGUGGCCAUUCGUGUCUGUUCUCACUCACAUUUUGUGUAAUCUCAAACAUAGAUUUUUUUUUUCUGUUUUCAGCUAACUAUUUUUAUUUUCUGAACUAACACCAUUUCAUGUUGUUAAAACAAGCCAACUCUGUACUUCUGUUUUAAAUGAUUGCUGGGGUGUGUUA
Oryza sativa Japonica Group (Japanese rice) is the source of this 2472-nucleotide messenger RNA. RefSeq names its product protein LNK1. The record is from RefSeq and is a predicted model, not a curated record. Gene Ontology annotation, biological process: circadian rhythm; regulation of DNA-templated transcription. Lineage: Eukaryota; Viridiplantae; Streptophyta; Magnoliopsida; Poales; Poaceae.